AUGGGCUCACAGGUCAAUGACUGUGUCCUGGAUUUUGAAUACAGUGGAAAUCUUUGUAUUCACAACAAAUGGGCUGUUUUAUGCCAAUUACCUUUUUCCCUUUUCUUCUUUUUUCCUUUCCCCUCUGACAACUUUUCCUGGCUGCUGGACUAUAUGGCCAGCGCCAACGUACCAGCAGUAGUGCCCAUACAGUACUGUGCCAGUGAGGGGCGAGUGGACAGCAAAGGCUGGGAAUACAGGCUACAUGCUAACACUUGGGGUCCUGAUUGGCUGCUGGGAGGUGCACCCCAAGCUGGACUCCUCAGGGAGGUGGGAAAUUAG
This is a messenger RNA of Pelobates cultripes (western spadefoot toad), 321 nucleotides long. The record is from the annotation of a GenBank genome assembly. NCBI's taxonomy places the organism in Eukaryota, Metazoa, Chordata, Amphibia, Anura, Pelobatidae.